Messenger RNA from Symbiodinium sp. CCMP2592, 831 nucleotides. The record is from the annotation of a GenBank genome assembly. Lineage: Eukaryota; Dinophyceae; Suessiales; Symbiodiniaceae.
AUGCGCUUGUCAUUAUCGGUGCAGUCACAGGCAUCUUGUCCCAUCAAUACGUGCCGUGCCUGGCAGAAUUCUAUGCCUCCACUCGACACCCCACGGAUUGUCUGCCUUGGGCUCGAGUUCGCGGUUUUUGGACGCGUACCGGACGCCGACCGAAAGCUCUCGCCUCGGAUGCAGGCUCAGGAGUCCCCGAUCAAGGCAAACCCACUGGGGCCGGCCACACUGCAGCCGUGUACGGCCCGCCUGGUGGUGAAGAACUCCUUCCUAGAGCUGGUCGAGAGCUCGCCGAAGCUGCGGGCUCGUCGCGUCCAUGGGACAAAGAGUGAAUCCGACCUUCCGUAUCUCUACGAGCCCUACGAGCUGCCCCAUGAGUCUUUAUGUUGCAGCCCGCCCAUCAAGUGCUCAGACGCCCAUCGCAUCCUCCCCUGCUUCAAAGCCAUGGCUCUCCCGAUGAAGACCAUGAAGAAGGCAAUGAAGGGCGCCAUGAAGGCAAAGGCCAUGAAGGCCAAACCGAUGAAGGCAAUGAAAAAGAAGACCAUCAGCAAGAUCGCGCGGGGCAAACUCGCGAAGUCGGUGGUCUUCAACGGCAGGAAGGAGAAGACCUACACUGGCCUCCACAAGACGGACUUGAUGAAGAAUAAGGACGGCCGCAUUGUCACCAAGAAGCAGCACGCCAAGGGCAAGGCCCUGUUCCAGCAGUUCGCAAAGAAAUGGGUCGAUGCGGUCAGCGCGGCGAGGAAGGAACUCGGCCUGAAGGGAUUCUGCGCGGUUGGCGGCAAGAGCGCCCAGGGAAAGGCGCUCUAUGCCAAGGCGAAGGCGAUUUACGCAGCUUAA